Molecule: messenger RNA, 941 nt
Organism: Fonticula alba
Lineage: Eukaryota; Rotosphaerida; Fonticulaceae
Exons: 4
Coding region: 20-919 (299 amino acids)
Biological process (GO): C-terminal protein lipidation; autophagosome assembly; cellular response to nitrogen starvation
Cellular component (GO): Atg12-Atg5-Atg16 complex; cytoplasm; phagophore assembly site membrane
Source: RefSeq, a predicted model, not a curated record
CCCCCCCCCGUUGCCAGAGAUGUCCUCCACCAGCCUGGCCUUCGACAAGGAGGUGUUCAGCUCCUGCUUCGAGGGCAGGGUGCCGGUGCUCUUUCACUUCCAGGAUUCGACGGAGCCUGUCUUCCACCUCAUCCCCCGGAACACCUACCUCUCGCUCUAUGUGGAGCCGCUGCUGCAGCGCCUGGCCUCCCCCGCCGAGGAUGGGACCGUGCCGGUGCUGGAGCGCCAGCAUGUGCACUUCGAGCACAAUGGCACCCAGUUGCCACUGGGCUGGCCGGUGGGCGUUCUCUUUGACCUCCUCUGCCGGCCCUUCCCCGGGGAUGCCGGCUUGAACGUCGGGGCGUCGGUGCCCAAUUUCAAGCUCCCCUUCCUGGUGACAGUCCUCUAUGACACGGCCCAGAGCAAGGAGUCCACCUUCUUCCUGACACAGCGCCCGCUCGAGGCCACCAUCAAGCUGGAGGACGCCACCCUGCACCACUGGCAGUUCUCCUGCAAGAUGGCCGAGCACUUCGCCUACGGUGCCACGGAGGUCUUCUUCAAGCUGCCGGAUUCCGUAUCGCGCCAGGCCUUCGGCGCUCUGAAGGACGUCUCCAGCAAGGAUUACCUGGGGGUCAUGCAGCAGUUCUUCGACCGGCCCUCCCAUGAGGCGCCCUCCUUUCUCCCCUUCCGCCUGUAUGUGAGCAAGAGCAUGUCUUGCAUCACCCUGCCCGUGAAGCCGACCCUCGAGGAUGCCGGCCGCGCCACCACCCUGGGGGAAUACAUCACCGCGGUGGCCCCUUCGGAAGCGGCGAAGCUCAACACCAAGUUGAUCGCCCUCAUUCAUGGCAUCAGGGUUCCCCUGUCGACCCCGUGCCUGUGGCUCAUGGUCAACAUGUGCCACGCCGACAUGUUUGUGCAUGUUGUUCUUAGACACAUCUGAUGCACAUGGCCCUGUGGCUCUU